CUGUCAAAAGUGUCAACACUCGUCUGCAAACAACGAUACUCUUCAAUAGCGACUGUCGAAGCCAAAAUGCAGUCAAGCUAUUUGCUCAAGUAAUGAUACCUACAAAAAGCAUUGAUUGUGUAAGAUGUGUGAACAUAUUACAGAAUAUUAUUCAACGCUAUACUUCUUCUUCUUCUUCAUACAGUAUUUAACUGCAUUACACGUCAUGAUGUCACAUGCACGCCAGACACGGAGGACCAACAGGUUCGUGGGAGCAGAAGCGAAAGAAGAAGAAGAAGAAGGAGGAGGGCGAGAAGAAGAAGAAGAAGAAGGACGAGAAGAAGAAAGAAGAAGAAGAAGGAGGACGAGAAGAAGAAGAAGAGAAAAAAAAAGGACGAGAAGAAGAAGAAGAGAGAAAAAAAAAAAAAAGGAAGGACGUGUCGCUUUGAACUUAACUAGUUGUCGUAUUAAGGAAUACACGUAUCGCCGUCAGUCGAAGGACAUUUAGCGAAGUUUUGGUCAGUUUUGUUUCCUUUUAUUGUUCUUUUGUUUGUUUUUACUUCCGGCCUCCGACCGAGCCACCAUGGCGACGCUCGACGUGGAGGACGAGAGCAUUCUGGCGUCCGUCUUCCACGACUGCUUCCCGGCGGACGGCUGGAGGGACAAAGCGGACAUGACGACCUACUUGUCGGAGCUCAGUUCGUUCGGCGUGGACCGGCUCGGCCGCGAGCAGGAGCGUCUGGCGGAGGAGCGGGCCCAGAUCCUCGAGCAGACCCGACACUUGGCCUUUUCCAACUACCACACGUUCAUCCGCACCGCCGACUGCACGGAGCACAUCUACCGAGACUUUGGACGCGUCGAGGCCGGCGUGUCGCGGCUGCUGGACAAGCUGCCCGCCCUCGGACAGAGAUGCCGGAGCUUCGCGAAGGAGGCGGAGGAGAUGUCGGCGAGCCGCCGCAUGAACACGCUGACGCUGAAGCGCCACACGGAGAUCUUGGAGAUCCUGGAGAUCCCGCAGCUGAUGGACACGUGCGUCCGCAACGCGUACUACGACCAAGCGCUGGAGCUGGCCGCCUACGUCCGCAGGCUGGACAAGAAGCACGGCGCGCUUCCUGUCAUACGGGGCCUGGUGGGCGAAGUUCGUCAGAGCGCCCAGCUGAUGCUGCUCCAGCUCCUGCAGCAGCUGCGCAGCGACGCUCAGCUGUCGUCGUGCCUGCGCGCCGUCGGCUACCUGCGGCGCAUGGACGCCUUCGGCGAGGCCGAGCUCCGCGUCAAGUUCCUGCAGGCCCGCGGCGCCUGGCUGCGCUCCGUGCUGGACGCCGUGCCCGACGCCGAGCCGUACGCCCACAUCAGCAAGAGCGCCGAGGCGUGCCGCGUGCACCUCUUCGACGUCAUCACGCAGUACCGCGCCAUCUUCUCGGACCAGCGAGACCAGCAAGACCAGCAGGCGCUGCGCCAGGCCGACAUCCUCCACGGCUGGGUCCUCACCAAGGUGUGCGAGUUGGUGGAGGUGCUGGAGCGCGACCUGCAGCGCGGGGCCGGCGGCCGGCUGGACUCCCUGGUGGCCCAGUGCAUGUACUUGGGCCUUUCCUUCAGCCGCGUGGGCGUGGACCUCCGCGGCCUGCUGGCGGUGGCGUUCCAGCGGGCGGCGGCCGCGGCCUUCGUGAGCGCGGCGCGGGAGGCGGCGGCGAGCUUUGGCGAAGACAUGAGCGCGUACACCCCGGUGGCCAUGCCCUCCGUGCCGGGGGCCGCCUUCUCCUCCGCCGGCGCGGACCAGCCCGGAACGGUGACCCCUCCCGCCAGCCUGCUGGACUUCCCGCCGCUGGCCCGCUUCCUCAACCGCAUCCUGAUGGCCUUCAACGACCUGCGCCUCUGCUGCCCCCUGGCGCUUGCCCAACGCAUCACCGCAGACUUGCACUCCGCCCUUUCCGACGUGACCAAUGAGCUGUUGGCGUUCCACCACGCUGAGGAUUCGGCCUUCAGCGAUGGCGAACGGCAACUCUUCGCGCGCAUGUGCUGCGUCUACGCCCGGGACCUCCUGCCCUUCCUGGACCGAUGCCUGCAGAUCCUGUUUCCUGCCCAGCAGAUGGCGCUCAUCCUCGGUGUUCCAGUCUCUCAAAUGCGCAGCAACGAGCGUUUGGGUCGGGUCGACGCUGAGCAGCUGUUGGAGCCGCUCAAGUUUUUGCUUCCCGAGGACGACGGAGCCCCGUCGGACGUCGGCGCGACGCUGAGCGCCGUCGAGUCUGACGUCGGCGCGGAGGCGAGCGGCGUCGAGUCGACGUCGGCGCUUUCCCGUGACGUGGCCGCGGGGGCCCGCUCCGGAGAGCCGGAGGUAACGUUGCCAGCGACACAGCGCCAGGACCAGGACCAGGACCAGGAAGACCGCCGAGAGAUGGCGAAUGUGUUGUCAUGACGACCAAAAUCCCCGAGUGAGCGCGUGCAUUGAGGAAUGGAGGUGACUCUUUCAUCCAAAAAUGUCACUGGUCCAUCCCAAAGUGGGUGCGACUGACAAAGGAGCGUCAGGAGGUUCCAGGUUUGGUUCUAUUUUUAAAACAACAAAGCAAAUGUGGGAUGAAAAGGGUGAGAUAUCGGGUGGACUUUAUUCAUAAUUUCAUUGCAACUUUGGUGAAGGGAGCUGAUUCACGAUUGGCUGCUGUGUGUCUCGUGGCCAAUAAAUGAACAAGAACUAUCACAUUA
This is a messenger RNA of Syngnathoides biaculeatus (alligator pipefish), 2676 nucleotides long. RefSeq names its product component of oligomeric golgi complex 8 (gene cog8). Gene Ontology annotation, cellular component: COG complex. The record is from RefSeq and is a predicted model, not a curated record. The transcript has 7 exons. NCBI's taxonomy places the organism in Eukaryota, Metazoa, Chordata, Actinopteri, Syngnathiformes, Syngnathidae. Bases 563 to 2392 code for a protein of 609 amino acids. Gene Ontology annotation, biological process: intra-Golgi vesicle-mediated transport.